GGAAAAACAAUCGAGCAGGAAGCGAUGAUCGAUCAGCAGCAUGGAAACCUUGAAACGUGUGAGGCGAAGCAGGAGAACUUCACAAAACAGAUUGACCCACUACGAGUUUGAGUCACAACAACUAGCCAACCAAAACAGCUGCUGACGUUCAUGAGUACUUGUUCUCGGAGCUACAACCUCCCUUCAUCCAACCUGGGACUCUCCCCGUAAGCAUGGAACCACAAGUCUGUCUCAAGAGAAAGAGGGAACCUUAUCCAACACCAGAGAGCAGUAAACGAGUGAAAGAGACAGAACUUAACGGAGUUCCAGAGUCUGAGCACCGGUCCGGUUCCCGACCCCCACUGCUCUCUCUGCCGUUUGACAGUCUCCAGGAACCGGUCACGUUGAAAGAUCUGACGGAACUGCUUCAGUUUGCUGCUCUGGGGAACACGGGUGGGCUGAAACAACCCAGUUGGUGUCGCCUUCACCACCAGAAGAAGGUGUCAGGGGUGAGCGUGAUCCUUCUAGAAGGACUGAGCCAGGCUCACUUCUACAGACACUACCUGCACUUCAAACACCUCCGCACCAAGUACACCUCUAGACACAGUUAUACUCCAUCGCCUGGCAACGUGAUUUCUGGAAUAUUCAGCAGUGAAGUUGUCAACAAUAGUCCUGCUGAUGCGCUAGGAGACCAGGAGAGCGCUCAGCCAGAGGGAGGUCUGCAGUGGCACCCAGUGAUCAGGAAGUUUGGUCUGGAGAUAAGAGGGCUGACUGGAUACCUCCUCACACAGGAGGAGAUGAUCAAGAAACACUUCCCUGUCCGCGGUAUGCCUGGCAGUGAAGGCUUUGUUUGUACAGACAGUGAUGACUGUGUGACUGACAGUAGUCCUCUCUAUGGGCUGGACUGUGAGAUGUGUCUGACAGAACGGGGCAGCGAGCUGACACGUAUCUCUCUAGUAGACAGCAGAGGGAGCUGUGUUCUGGAUGAGCUGGUCAAACCUCCCAACCGCAUCCUAAACUACCUUACACAGUUCUCUGGUAUCACCCGUGCAAUACUGCAGCCAAUCACCACCACCCUAAGAGAAGUCCAAUCAAAGCUCAAGAAAGUGUUGCCCCGGGACGCGGUCCUGGUUGGCCACUCCCUUGAGAACGACCUCAGUGCCCUGAACCUGAUCCACCCCCAUGUGAUUGACACCUCCCUGCUGUACAGGAGAGAGUUUGGACAGAAGUUUAAACUCAAGGUGCUGGCUGAGACCGUGCUCAAGAAGCAGAUCCAGACGGAGGAGAGGAAGGGUCAUGACCCCACAGAGGACGCCCAGGCUGCCUUGGAACUGGCCCAGUACUUCAUACACACUGGACCACGACAGGUAGUGGAGCUGUAUUGUGAAGAGCUGUGGGGUGGGAGUCCUACCAUGUACCAGCCUCCUGUCAACAGAGCAACAUCUACACACAAACACAACAACAACAGCUCUCUCAGGUUUGCCGAGGCCCUGAAGAGUUCUGGCCAAUCAGCCGUGUUUAUAGGGAAGCGUGCUGACAACGCCCUGGAUCUAUCCAAUCAGCAGUGGCACAGCUCAGACAGAGAGGUCCUGUCUUCCUUUAAAAGAGGACUAGAGUCUCACUCGUUCAGCGUUGUCCAGUUGUCUUCCUUCUCUGACCAUCUGAAGGCUAUGAUCUCUACUGACCAGCACUACCACACGAUGUCCCAGCGUCUGAGAGAGAUGUGUGUGGUGUUUGCAGGGCCGUUGCCUAGCGACUACACAGAGAGGGACGUGAGGAGGCUGUUCAGCAGCUGUGGAAACGUACGAGCCGUCAGGCUGUUGAACGCUACUCAGAGGGUGCAUGCAGAGGUAGAGUUUGAGCUGCUGGAGGGAGCUGUGCUGGCUGUAGAGAUGCUCAACGGAACACUGCUACACAGCGGACACAUCGUCAAGGUCCAGAGACCUGUAAAGGAGUCCACGCUGGAUCUGGACGUCUUUUUGAGUUCCCUGCAGGAUGACCCGCUAAAUGCUAACGUCAUCUACGCCGCAGGGCUAAAGGCUAAUGCUAAAACAGCACAGUUUGCAGCCAAAGUCAAUGGGACUGGGCUAAAUGCUAACGCAGCAGCUGAAGUCAAUGGCUCUAGGCUAAAUGGUAACAUAGCAGCACUCCCAGCUAAGGCGAACCAUUCAGGGCUCUUAGAGAAAGUCAAUGGAACUUUUCUAAAUGCUAAAGCUAAGCUAGCUGAAGCGAAUGAACCUGGGCUACAUGCUAAAGCAAAAUUUGCUAAGCUAGCAGAGCUCUCAGCUGAAGUCAAUGGAACCCUGCUCAAAGCGAAAACUAUGCUAGCCGAGAUAGCAGCCGAAGCCAAUGUUGUAGCGAGGCUACAUGCUAAGACUGCCGGACUCUGUGAAGAGGACCUCCGUGAGGCCUUCGGACAGUACGGAACGGUUCAGGGCGUAAUUCUACCUGCAAAGCACUCUGGAAAACAGAAACGUAGGAGACAUGCUUUCUUAAAGUUUGAUAGUCCUGACACUGUGGACGCGGUCCUCAGCUCACCUGUGGAACUCUGGGACAGGAAGGUGAGCACUUGCAGAGCCCUGACUCCGCCCCACCUGUGCUCCUGGGUUACUAUGAUGACGACUGGGUCCGACAGAGAGACACUGGACGAGUCGUCACAGGAAACUGGAAGAGAGGAACAGGAAGUGGCGUGUGUGAUGAGGAAGUUGGACCGGCGCGUGGGGAAGCUGUUCAGAUCUCUACCUGACAACACCCUCAGCAUCGUUCUGCUGCCUGGUCACAGUUCCCAUGGCGAUGGUCUGUGUUUCCUGGAGGUCAAACAGGGGUCAGCAGCACUCCGUGACCAUGCCCACAACCUGAUGCUACCUGCAUAGGGUUGCAAAAAUCCAGUACCUUCCCAAGAUUCCCAGAAAUCCUGGUUGGAGGAUUCUGGAUUCCCUCCUGAUUUUGUGAAUCUUCCAAACGGGACAUUUUGGGAAAGUUAACAGAUUUUGGCAACACUUGGCCUGCGAUACCAUGUUUUACCAUCUUUGUGUGCUGUAGCCCAGGACUGCUGCAACUUGACUAACAAAGACAGCUAUAGGCUACGAGAGUAUUACGUUAUUUUUAAAUAAAGAGAUGAGUCUACUUACGAGUGUUCGAUAUGUUUCAUUCAGUACAGGCUGGACAGGGUUUUGUACCCAGGCAACGAAUUGAAGGUAAAACACAGGAUGUGUCUGAAAUGACACCCUAUUCCCUAUGUAGUGUGCACUAUGGACACCCUAUUCCCUAUGUAGUGUGCACUAUGUGCACCCUAUUCCCUAUGUACAGUGGGGCAAAAAAGUAUUUAGUCAGCCACCAAUUGUGCAAGUUCUCCCACUUAAAAAGAUGAGAGAGGCCUGUAAUUUUCAUCAUAGGUACACUUCAACUAUGACAGACACAAUGAGAGAAAAAAAUCCAGAAAAUCACAUUGGAGGAUUUUUUAUGAAUUUAUUUGCAAAUUAUGGUGGAAAAUAAGUAUUUGGUCACCUACAAACAAGCAAGAUUUCUGGCUCUCACAGACCUGUAACUUCUUCUUUAAGAGGCUCCUCUGUUCUCCACUCGUUACCUGUAUUAAUGGCACCUGUUUAAACUUGUUAUCAGUAUAAAAGACACCUGUCCACAACCUCAAACAGUCACACUCCAAACUCCACUAUGGCCAAGACCAAAGAGCUGUCAAAGGACACCAGAAACAAAAUUGUAGACCUGCACCAGGCUGGGAAGACUGAAUCUGCAAUAGGUAAGCAGCUUGGUUUGAAGAAAUCAACUGUGGGAGCAAUUAUUAGGAAAUGGAAGACAUAUAAGACCACUGAUAAUCUCCCUCGAUCUGGGGCUCCACGCAAGAUCUCACCCCGUGGGGUCAAAAUUAUCACAAGAACGGUGAGCAAAAAUCCCAGAACCACACGGGGGGACCUAGUGAAUGACCUGCAGAGAGCUGGGACCAAAGUAACAAAGCCUACCAUCAGUAACACACUACGCCACCAGGGACUCAAAUUCUGCAGUGCCAGACGUGUCCAGGCCCGUCUGAAGUUUGCUAUAGAGCAUUUGGAUGAUCCAGAAGAAGAUUGGGAGAAUGUCAUAUGGUCAGAUGAAACCAAAAUAUAACUUUUCGGUAAAAACUCAACUCGUCAUGUUUGGAGGACAAAGAAUGCUGAGUUGCAUCCAAAGAACACCAUACCUACUGUGAAGCAUGGGGGUGGAAACAUCAUGCUUUGGGGCUGUUUUUCUGCAAAGGGACCAGGACGACUGAUCCGUGUAAAGGAAAGAAUGAAUGGGGCCAUGUAUCGUAAGAUUUUGAGUGAAAACCUCCUUCCGUCAGCAAGGGCAUUGAAGAUGAAACGUGGCUGGGUCUUUCAGCAUGACAAUGAUCCCAAACACACCGCCCGGGUAACGAAGGAGUGGCUUCGUAAGAAGCAUUUCAAGGUCCUGGAGUGGCCUAGCCAGUCUCCAGAUCUCAACCCCAUAGAAAAUCUUUGGAGGGAGUUGAAAGUCCGUGUUGCCCAGCAACAGCCCCAAAACAUGACUGCUCUAGAGGAUAUCUGCAUGGAGGAAUGGGCCAAAAUACCAGCAACAGUGUGUGAAAACCUUGUGAAGACUUACAGAAAACGUUUGACCUCUGUCAUUGCCAACAAAGGGUAUAUAACAAAGUAUUGAGAUAAACUUUUGUUAUUGACCAAAUACUUAUUUUCCACCAUAAUUUGCAAAUAAAUUCAUUAAAAAUCCUACAAUGUGAUUUUCUGGAUUUUUUUUUCUCAUUGUGUCUGUCAUAGUUGAAGUGUACCUAUGACGAAAAUUACAGGCCUCUCUCAUCUUUUUAAGUGGGAGAACUUGCACAAUUGGUGGCUGACUAAAUACUUUUUUGCCCCACUGUAGUGUGCACUAUGGGCACCCUGUGCAAUAUGGGCACCCUAUUCCCUAUGUAGUGUGCACUAUGGGCACCCUAUUCCCUAUGUAGUGUGCAGCCUAUUCCCUAUGUAGUGUGCACCCUAUUCCCUAUGUAGUGUCCACUAUGGGCACCCUAUUCCUUAUGUAGUGUGCACUAUGGGCACGCCAUGGGUCCUGGCAAAACCCUCUACAGGGAUUGUUAGUUUGUCAUUUUGGACGUAAACUCACUGUGUUUGACCUGUAUUGCUGCUUCUGAUCUGAAUCACAUGAUGCCUUGUGUUGUCUUUAUCAUGUCCACCUAAUAAACCGGUGAUUGUUGUUAA
Messenger RNA from Salvelinus fontinalis (brook trout), 5204 nucleotides. Its product is annotated as RNA exonuclease 5-like. Gene Ontology annotation, cellular component: nucleus. The transcript is spliced from 18 exons. Lineage: Eukaryota; Metazoa; Chordata; Actinopteri; Salmoniformes; Salmonidae. Bases 213 to 2852 code for a protein of 879 amino acids. Gene Ontology annotation, molecular function: exonuclease activity; RNA binding. The record is from RefSeq and is a predicted model, not a curated record.